GACCCGUUUCUUCUCCGCCAUUUUCCCAGUUGGAGCCAGGAGCCAGAGGGAGCGGUACUCCGCUGCAGCAGACUAACCGGACUCCGUCAAGCUUCCAACAGCCUCUCCAUCUUCACCUUUCCUGAAAACAAACAGCCGCAAACAUGCGCGAAAUCGUUCACCUGCAGGCCGGACAGUGCGGAAACCAGAUUGGAGCAAAGUUUUGGGAGGUGAUCAGUGAUGAGCAUGGCAUCGACCCCACAGGAUCCUACCAUGGAGACAGUGACCUGCAGUUGGACAGAAUCAAUGUCUACUACAAUGAAGCCUCUGGUGGGAAGUAUGUGCCCAGGGCCAUUCUGGUGGAUCUGGAGCCUGGAACCAUGGACUCAGUGCGCUCUGGCCCUUUUGGACAAAUCUUCAGACCUGACAACUUCGUUUUUGGUCAGAGUGGGGCCGGCAACAACUGGGCUAAGGGUCACUACACCGAGGGAGCUGAGCUGGUGGACUCAGUUCUGGAUGUUGUGAGGAAGGAGGCCGAGAGCUGCGACUGCCUGCAGGGCUUCCAGCUUACACACUCUCUCGGGGGAGGCACCGGCUCUGGUAUGGGAACCCUGCUGAUCAGCAAGAUUCGGGAGGAGUACCCAGAUCGUAUCAUGAACACCUUCAGUGUGGUGCCUUCUCCAAAGGUAUCAGACACGGUGGUGGAACCUUACAACGCCACCCUGUCUGUCCAUCAGCUUGUCGAGAACACAGACGAGACGUAUUGCAUUGACAAUGAGGCCCUGUAUGACAUCUGCUUCCGCACCCUCAAACUCACCACUCCCACCUACGGAGAUCUUAACCACCUGGUCUCCGCCACAAUGAGCGGCGUCACCACAUGCCUGCGCUUCCCCGGCCAGCUCAAUGCCGACCUCCGCAAGCUGGCUGUCAACAUGGUUCCCUUCCCCCGUCUGCACUUCUUCAUGCCGGGCUUCGCCCCACUCACCAGCCGUGGUAGCCAGCAGUACCGGGCCCUGUCCGUGCCUGAGCUCACUCAGCAGAUGUUUGAUGCCAAGAACAUGAUGGCCGCCUGCGACCCCCGCCACGGCCGCUACCUGACCGUUGCCGCGGUCUUCCGCGGCCGCAUGUCCAUGAAGGAGGUGGACGAGCAGAUGCUGAACGUGCAGAACAAGAACAGCAGCUACUUCGUUGAAUGGAUCCCCAACAAUGUGAAAACAGCCGUGUGCGACAUCCCGCCGCGCGGCCUCAAGAUGGCCGCCACUUUCAUCGGCAACAGCACAGCCAUCCAAGAGCUCUUCAAGCGCAUCUCAGAGCAGUUCACUGCCAUGUUCCGCCGCAAGGCUUUCCUCCACUGGUACACUGGCGAAGGCAUGGAUGAGAUGGAGUUCACCGAGGCAGAGAGCAACAUGAAUGACCUGGUGUCCGAGUACCAGCAGUAUCAGGAUGCCACCGCCGAGGAGGGCGAGUUUGAAGAGGAGGGGGAGGAGGAAGGGGCUUAAGCCUCUGCUCUACUGAUGCCACUCCGAUUAACUUCAUUCAUUCACUCGCUUGAGUCCUGAUCUGCUCCACUCUAUUUCACACGACAACACUACAUCUCUCUUCUCUCGGUUCUCUCCCCGCUCUUCGUGCUUCGUUUACUCCACCAGAGGAGGAGUUGCAGCGCUGAUCUGCUUGUGGUCACGUAGAGGUAGUAGUAACACAUCCUGUGACCUUUUUGUUAAUAUUCCUCUGUUAAACGUUCUCAUAUCUGGACCAAGAAUCUUCAUGUCCACGCUUUUCAUUUUACAUUUUGGCCUACUGUGACUGACAUUGAAAUAAAUGUAUUGUGAACAAACUG
Synchiropus splendidus (mandarinfish) is the source of this 1816-nucleotide messenger RNA. RefSeq names its product tubulin beta chain-like. The record is from RefSeq and is a predicted model, not a curated record. Lineage: Eukaryota; Metazoa; Chordata; Actinopteri; Syngnathiformes; Callionymidae. Bases 144 to 1478 code for a protein of 444 amino acids. Gene Ontology annotation, cellular component: cytoplasm; microtubule. Gene Ontology annotation, biological process: mitotic cell cycle; microtubule cytoskeleton organization. Gene Ontology annotation, molecular function: GTPase activity; GTP binding; structural constituent of cytoskeleton. The transcript is spliced from 5 exons.